Messenger RNA from Drosophila innubila, 756 nucleotides. Its product is annotated as protein Mabiki. Lineage: Eukaryota; Metazoa; Arthropoda; Insecta; Diptera; Drosophilidae. The record is from RefSeq and is a predicted model, not a curated record.
AUGCAUAUUCCGUCCCAAAAGAAAGGGGCCAACUGGCUACCUGUGACCCAAAAUCCUGUCGAGACUGGACAUAUAAACAGGAUAUCGGACGGAGGACAGCAGCAUUCAGACAUUGAACGUCACAGCAUCAACAACGUCAGCCAAUCAACCAAAUCGAGAAUUUCAAUCAUGGAGCACAGCCAGGUUAUCAGCGAAGUCCAUUAUCUGCACAAGAAGUUCACCUCUCAGAAGCGUAAACGUGAUGUGGAUUUGAUUCUGGAGCAGAACAAGGAGAAUAUCACAAAAGAGGCACCAGUCAGCAAACGUCGCCAGUUAAAAGGCUUCUUUCGCCCUUGGUUGGACAACGAACAGAAUAUCGACGGAGUCGCCACCUCCAACCAGAAGUCCAGUUCUACACCAAUCCCAGCUGCCAGCACCUAUCACGCCAACAUGGUGCGCCAUUGCCAGACGCCCCGACAGAGGAGUCCACGGGAGCAACAGCCGGAUCGCAACACUUUGGCUUGCCUUAUGAGUCGUCGUGCCAGGCAGGCACAGGAUGCGCACAUGGCGCUGCAGUAUCAGCAAUAUCGUGCCCAACAGGCGGCCAUCUUGGAGCAACAGGUCCGCUUCGGUCUCUAUUACCGCCAGCUACUGCAGCAGGCGGUCUUCCAGCAAGGCUUCCCUGUCACUGGCAUUCAGCUGCCCCAGCAACAACAACAGUUUCUACAGCAAAUGGCCCUGUCACAGCAACUCAUGAUAUUUGGCUCCCAGCAAUGA